GACUCGGGCACCAUUCAAGUCUCUCUUCUUUAAUGCCAACUUGCCAGCUCCUACGCCAUGUUGGUCCGAACUAACAGAUGAACCUCAGUUAGUCGCUCAGAUAACUAUCAUAACCCCACAACUCUAGAAGGAUUGCAAAGUUUCUCUCAUAACCCCACAAGGACUGCAAUAGCUUUGCGAUCUGAUCCUCGCGUCAACAGCAGAUUAGAAUUGCCAAAAUGACAGUCGACAAAUACUCCUACCAAAGCAGCUGAGUAAUCGGUAAAUUGGCAGUGGCAGGAGUAGUAGCUAGCUAGACAGCAGUCUACUACAGCGCACCAUUGACCAAGCAAACGAGACUUAGAGACUGUUGGGAUUCAAAGGGAUAAGGAAGAAACCAUGGUUUGAAGAUUAAAUCCAAAGUCAUUAGCAAGCAUGUUCUUUACUUCUUAAUGGCUAACAAUAAGGAGACUACAGUUCACUAGUCUCGUCAAACCAUGAGAAUUUUAAUACACAAGGAGGUCACCGCCAUCGAAUGUAACCCAUUUAAGGACAUGCUAUGCGCCAUGAGCACAAAGAGGAUUUCUUCAGGAAAAAAGGCGAGUCUAUGAACUUCAUAAUUAAUUUAUCAAGGCCCGCAAGCUGGCAGAUAAUAAUGUAAAAUGAUCUAUAAGGACACAUGGGUUACAUACUGUGAAAUCUACCUGCGACAAAGUAGGAGGAAAUGGCUGAGGUAGUGAUUCUUUCAGCUGUGAUAAAGAUUGGCGUUGCUCUAGGGAAUGAAGCACUGAAGCAGGCUAGCUCACAGUUCCAAAAGUCCAUUGCACAACUAACAGAGCUUCAGGGUAGGAUGGGUCGCAUUAGAAGUGAACUCAGGCUAAUGCAUGGAUUUCUUUGCCGGGUGGAUGUCCGGAAUCUGAAGAAUCAGAACUAUGGAAUCUGGGUUCAAGAGUUGCGAAGGCUUGGACACGGGAUCGAGGACAUUGUGGACGAGUAUUUGCAUCUUGUUGGUCAUAAACAUGAUACUGGAUGGGGUGCCUAUCUGAAGAAAGGAUUCAAGCGACCAAAUGUGUUGCUUUCCUUGAACCGGAUAGCAUUAUUUGUUAAGGAAGCAGAGAUCAAUCUUGUGCACCUCUUCCAGGCUAAAGAUAGGUGGGUUCCAAUGGUAGGUGGUUGGGAUCCCGGUGACUCGAGUUACAUUGUUGAGAGGUCCCAACACCUCGCAAGCAUUUCACGUUCCCUUGAUGCAGAAGAUCUUGUGGGGGUGGAUACAAACAGAGAAAAACUUGAGGGGUAUUUGGGAAGUGAUGAUUUGGUACGUUCUGUGAUAGUGUUGCAUGGAAUGGGAGGGCUGGGUAAAACAGCUUUGGCUGCUAAUGUCUACAAGAAAGAGAGAGAAAAGUUUGAAUGCCAUACAUGGGUCUCCAUCUCUCAAACUUAUUCCAUAAAAGAUGUCCUGAAAUGUCUGAUUACUGAACUUUACAAAAACAGAAACGACACACCUGGUAACAUCAACAACAUGGACAUUAAUGGCCUUCAAGAUGAAUUAAGGACCUUCCUACAGGACAAGAAAUAUUUCAUCAUAUUGGAUGACGUUUGGGCUCCGGAAGCUCUCAAUGAUCUAUUUGGAGCACUCGCUCAAAAUCAGAAGAGGAGUAGAGUACUUGUGACAACACGCAUUGAUAGUGUAGCUCACCAUGCUCUCCAAGACCAGAGGAUAACAAUUGAAGCUCUAUCAAAAGAUGACUCAUGGAAGCUCUUCUGUAAGAUGGGGUUUUCGAGAGAUACAAAUCAUAAAUGCCCUGAUGAAAUCACACAAUUAGCCCAGGAAAUUGUCAGCAAGUGUAAAGGCAUACCUCUUGCAAUUGUCGCUGUUGGUAGGCUGCUCUUCAUGCGCGAGAAGACCAAAGUGGAAUUCAAGCGAAUACAUGACCAGCUGGACUGGGAGCUAGUUAACAAUCCAAGCAUGGAACAUGUCAGGAAUAUUCUUUAUUUGAGUUUCAGCUACCUUCCGACACAUUUGAAAAGUUGCUUCCUAUAUUGCAGCUUAUUUCCAGAAGACCAUCUUUUCCAUAGAAAAAAGCUUGCACGGUUAUGGAUAGCAGAGGGGUUCAUCGAGCAGAGGGGUGCAAGCACAUUAGAAGAAGUGGCAGAAGGAUAUAUGCAGGAGUUGGUUCAUAGGAACAUGCUACAACUUGUUGAAAGGAACUCAUUUGGUAGGAUAAAGAAAUUCAUAAUGCAUGAUAUUAUACGUGAAUUAGCAGUUGAUUUGUGCCAGAGUGACUGUUUUGGUGUUACAUAUGAGGAAGACAAAUGUGGAGGGUCUCUUGAGAAUGGGGGGCGUCGAUUGGUAGUACACACACUAACGAAGGAUGUUGAGAAAUCAAUUUCAAGUUUACACCAGCUACGAUCCAUGACAGCAUUGGAUGAUACUAUGCCAUCAUUCACUCUGCUGCCUCUGUUAUGUGAGAAGUCAAGAUAUAUGACAGUGCUAGAAUUAAGUGGUCUCCCAAUUGUGAAGAUUCCAUAUGCUAUUGGGGAUCUCUUCAAUCUCCGCCAUUUGGGUCUACGUAAUUCUAAAGUGAAGAUGCUCCCGAAUUCUGUCGAGAAGCUUCUAAAUUUGUUGACACUGGACCUUUGUACAUCAGAGAUACGUGAGUUGCCCAGUGGGAUUGUGAAACUGAAGAAGCUUAGACACUUGUUUUCUCAGAAAUGGAAUGAUCAAUCUGAUAGAGCUCUCGAGGCGUGCAGUGGUGUACUCAUCUCCAAGGGUCUUGGUAACCUGACAAACCUGCAGACACUACAGGCGUUGCAGGCAGAGGAUGACUCUGUUAGACAACUGGGAGAGCUGAGGCAAAUGAGAAGCCUGAGGUUAUUGAAUGUGAAGAGAAUCUACUGUGAACGCCUCUGUGAGUCUCUUAUUCAGAUGCAGUUUUUGUCCUACCUAGAGGUGACCGCAAGUGAUGAGAAUGAGGUUCUCCGGUUGAAUGCCCUUCCACCGAAUCUGCAGAAGCUACGUUUGAGAGGAAAAUUGGACGAACAGACCAUACAUGAGUCCCUCGUCUUCAAAGCUGCAGGUGGAAACUUGUAUGCAUUGCGUCUAAACUGGUCAGGACUGAUACAAGACCCCCUGUCAUCCUUCUCCAGGUUGACAAAUUUGACGGAGCUGUUCUUGAUAAAUGCAUACAACGGAGAGCAGCUGGUAUUUCGCAUGGGGUGGUUCCCCAACCUGAAGACUCUUGUGUUAAAGGACCUUCCUCAUCUGAAGAGGAUAGAAAUAGACGAAGGUGCUAUGGCGACUCUGGAAAAAUUACACCUAGACAACCUCAACAGCAUGACAGAGGUCCCACUUGACAUUAAGUUCCUCGAAACCCUCCAGCAUCUAUUCUUCAUAGAAAUCAGCCCAGAAUUUCUUACGCUGCUGCGCAGCCAUCGUAGAAUUGGUGGUAUGCGCCAGUUUCGGUAUUCUCUCAGAGCUUGACUUAUGCUUUCUGAUCCGCACAAUGUGUAUGUCGCCGGAAUGAAGGCAUCAUAACUGCUGUUUCAAGACUCGUGCCGCUAGCUCCUCGCAUCAAAGAUUCGACAACUACUGCUUCGCUUUUCACACUGCUUCUUUGUGUGUAUGAAAAGAAAAACUAUGUACUACUACUGGUGUGCUUGUGAAGUGUUUAAUUAAUAUGGCUUUGUAAUAACAUGGCACUUGCUGUGAGACUGCUAUUGGUUUGUGGUCUGAUAUUGCUAAGACUUCAAAUUUUGCAUUGCAUUACUUUCUUGUUUAGAUUACGUACUUCUGUUGGCAUGUGCUUUGGGAUCUGUAUACUACAUGUUAUUUUCUCUUAUAUAUUUCAGUUGUAUUGUACUGGCUGUUAAGUCACUGAAAGCCUUUGUGUGGCUCACCUACGUACCAC
Molecule: messenger RNA, 3887 nt
Organism: Aegilops tauschii subsp. strangulata
Lineage: Eukaryota; Viridiplantae; Streptophyta; Magnoliopsida; Poales; Poaceae
Product: disease resistance protein RPM1
Biological process (GO): defense response to other organism
Molecular function (GO): ADP binding
Source: RefSeq, a predicted model, not a curated record